AUGAUACAACCAAUACAUAGAAAUCAAAUAUUUAAUCCAUCAACAACAGUAAUAAGAAAAUCAAAAUCACAACAACAACAACAACAACAACAAUUAAAUGUAACUGAAAAACAAGAUGUAAUACCAAUAGUUAAAUUACCAACAAUUGUAAACAAAAUAUCGACAAGAAUUCAGAAUUCAAAUCAAUUAGUUAAUAUUCAAGAUUCAUUAACAUCUCAAAAAAUAUCUUCAACAGACGUAAAUCAAUCUUCAUUUCCGAAAUUAUUUAAACCAAUCACUGUACAAUUACAUUUACCAAACAUGAAUGAUCAUGUAGUUAAAGAAAAUCUCACACAAAAAGCAAUAUUAAGAUGUAAAUCACCACAAACUUCAAAUAUAUUUAGUCGAUCGACUACUUUCGUAGAUAUUGAACCUCAAGAAGAAACAAAAAGUUAUCAUCCACUUCAGCAUAUGGAUGUAGGUUCAUUGCUCAGUGAAUCAGCACGUAAUCGAUUGAAACGUUUAUUUGAUAAACUUGAUACAGAUAAAGAUGGACAUAUAUCAUAUCCACAAGUACAAAGAUGUUUACCAUCUAAUUUUCCUCGUGCUCAAUUAACAUUUUUUCGUGUAUUAUAUGAUAUUAUAAGUGGUGCAACAUAUUUUGGUUUACAAGAAUUUUAUGCAACAGCUAUUAUUGUUGAAAUGGUAGCUAAACAAGAUUCAAAAUUAUGGAAUACAUUAUUAGAUGAUGUUGAUUUUAAUUAUUAUCAUAAUAAUAUUUUUGAAUUAUUAGAAGAUUUUAAUAAUCAAUGUUUAUCUAAUAGUCAAACAAUAAAUUAUGAACAAUUUCUUGAAUUUAUUAAAAAACGAAUAGGAAAUAAUAAAAUUGAACGUAUAUCAAAUGAAUUAGAAUAUAUUAUGCCAAAGAUUAAAACAAUGAAAAUAAGUCGUCUAGAUUUUAUUGCACUUCUACCAAUUAUUAUUUAUAUUGAAUCAUAUUAUGUUCAUGGACAAACAUUAUUUCGUUUUCAAGAAAAUUCUUUACUUGAUUUACAUAUACGACAAGCUUUAUUAACUUAA
This is a messenger RNA of Rotaria sordida, 1059 nucleotides long. NCBI's taxonomy places the organism in Eukaryota, Metazoa, Rotifera, Eurotatoria, Philodinida, Philodinidae. The record is from the annotation of a GenBank genome assembly.